CAGUAUGAAUCUGCAUUAAAGUUGACUUCAAAUCUUUUCCAUAGAUGCUCUAAUGUUAAUUUUGAGUUUGUAUUAUUUCAAAUUGAAACAGGUUUAUAUAGUGUAGACAUCUGUGGCAACAAGUCAAUUUAAUAAAUAAAAGUUGAAUCGUACAUUAAAAUGUCAAUCAGAUUAAAUACGGGUAGUUCACCAUCCGUUGAAUUAAGUUCCUACCGUGAUCAACAUUUUAAGGGCUCAAGAGCUGAACAAGACAGGCUCUUGAGAAAUUCUACAACUUUAUAUGUGGGCAAUUUGUCUUUCUAUACUACAGAAGAGCAGAUAUAUGAAUUAUUUUCAAAAUGUGGAGACAUCAGGCGUAUUAUUAUGGGUCUCGAUAAAUACAAGAAGACACCAUGUGGCUUCUGUUUUGUCGAAUAUUAUCAAAGAAUGGAUUCAGAGAGCUGUAUGAGAUAUAUCAAUGGUACUCGUUUGGAUGACAGAAUAAUUAGAACUGAUUGGGAUGCUGGCUUUAUAGAGGGUAGACAGUAUGGUCGUGGCAAGACUGGAGGACAAGUAAGAGAUGAGUAUCGAUCAGAUUUCGAUAGUGGACGAGGUGGUUAUGGUAAAAUAAUACAACAAAAAGUAACCUCCCUCUCUGAUGGUGGAUUUGGGCGGUAAAAUCCUGAAAUGUGUAACAAUAUAUGUGAACAUGAUGUUAUACACUGUUUAUAUGCAAAUAUUCAAUGUAUUUCAUUAAUUAUUUAUAUUUUAUGAUCACCCCUGAAUUUAUUGACUGUAUGUGUAAUUAUAUGUUUAAGUAAUAAUUUGUACUCUAAAUAGAAGUAGCAAAAAAAAUGAUCUAUAAUAAGUUGUUUUAUUAACAAUAGGUUAAUAAAAAAAUUUAUAUUAAAAAAUUACAAUAUAGCUUAAUAAGAUAAAUUUAUAUAUUAUGAGACUGUAUAAAGAUUACUUUUAUAAGAUAACUGUAUAAAGAUUUCAAAAUUAUAGGUAACUUAGUAAAUA
Odontomachus brunneus is the source of this 1002-nucleotide messenger RNA. RefSeq names its product nuclear cap-binding protein subunit 2 (gene Cbp20). The transcript is spliced from 3 exons. The coding region runs from base 160 to 657 and encodes 165 amino acids. Gene Ontology annotation, molecular function: RNA cap binding. Gene Ontology annotation, biological process: mRNA cis splicing, via spliceosome. The record is from RefSeq and is a predicted model, not a curated record. NCBI's taxonomy places the organism in Eukaryota, Metazoa, Arthropoda, Insecta, Hymenoptera, Formicidae. Gene Ontology annotation, cellular component: nuclear cap binding complex.